Callorhinus ursinus (northern fur seal) is the source of this 1743-nucleotide messenger RNA. Its product is annotated as dimethyladenosine transferase-like. Gene Ontology annotation, molecular function: rRNA (adenine-N6,N6-)-dimethyltransferase activity. Gene Ontology annotation, biological process: rRNA methylation. The record is from RefSeq and is a predicted model, not a curated record. Gene Ontology annotation, cellular component: nucleolus. NCBI's taxonomy places the organism in Eukaryota, Metazoa, Chordata, Mammalia, Carnivora, Otariidae.
AUGAGGAGGGGUGAAUAGGCUUCUGAAUAUAGGCUUUCAAGCAUUCCUCACUUUAUAAUUUUCAAUUUUAUCCUCCCCUUUAUUUGGCAUCACUAAGUGCUCAGUCUCUCUGGGAUUCUGUGGAGGUAAAUUGAAUCUCCUUAUUCUUACAUCCUUCUUGACACAUUUUAUAACUUCCUGUGUCUUACAAGAUAGUUAUUACAUCUGACUCUUAUUUCCAUUUUCUCAAAUUUGUUGAAAUCUUACUCCGUCUGUGGAAAGAGCUCAAGAACUUGAUGACACUGAUGACCUGCAGCACUGAUCCUGGACUUACAUAGUUCCAGAUGACUUAUUCUGUGAAGGUUGGCUUAUGGUUAUGGACACACCAAGGAUAUUUAUUUUUGUUUUCUACCAGUUUUGUACUCAAAAUAAGCAAGCUUCUUUAUUGCUGUCCUCUUCUGCACAGUGGUGUGUAGGAUUUUUAAAUUUUACACCUCGGUUGUAGCUCUUUGUGAUUCAGGCUUUUUACUUAAGCUAUUUAAGGAUAUUUUUAGUCAAAAGCGUUGUACCACUGAGGAUCUUAAAUGUAUUCUUUCUAAAAUUCUCCACCUUGCUCUUAGCUCUGUUUUCUUGUCUAGGCUAAGUGCCAUAGACAUUAGCUCCAUGAGUCCCACAGCCCCAAGGACAAUUGAUACAGUGGAAGAAGCAAGAGAAGUUUCUGACAUCUGGGUGCUUCAAGUUUAUUUGUAUUAGGACAAAACUUUAUGUGUUGAAAUAUUAACCUUAGCAAAGAUUUUUAAUUUUCCAAUUAGAUUACCAAACACAAAUUCUUUAGUUGUCAACAUUGGGCCAUAUUAUUUGGGAUAAUGCUGGUGGCAUUAUCAACCUCCACCUCCAAACUUCAAUGACACAACAAAAAGCCUUUUUUUUUUUUCUUUUUACAUAAUGGACCAACCGAAUGGAAGUGUUCCCCUUUGGUGGGGUGGGGGCUGUGCUUUACAGCAUGACUGAAGGACCCAGGCUAAUGGCAGCACUGGCAUCUUUAAGAUAUGGCUUCCAAGAUUUUUCUGGGCUUUGACAUUGAGUUUGCGGAGAGAAGAAAAGAGAAGUUGGUUGUACAUGAAUUGUUGCUGCUAAGUGUUCAGCUGACAUGUGGCCAUGUGGCAGAAUGGCAGCCAGUAGCUGUGAGAAGAAACAAAUGUGUUACUUCUAAGCCAAGUUUCUUAGGAAGUAGAUGUGCUGUACUUAUGUUUCAAAGAGAAUUUGCUCUCCGACUAGUUGCAAAGCCUGGAGAUAAAUUAUACUGCAGACUCUCAAUCAAUACACAGCUCUUAGCACGUGUGGACCAUCUGAUGAAAGUUGGAAAGAAUAACUUCGGGCCACCACCCGAGGUAGAAUCCAGUGUCGUAAGAAUAGAACCUAAGAAUCCACCACCACCUAUCAAUUUUCAGGAAUGGGAUGGCCUAGUAAGGAUUACCUUUGUUAGGAAAAACAAGACACUCUCUGCUGCAUUUAAGUCAAGUGCAGUACAACAGCUGUUGGAAAAAAACUACGGAAUUCACUGUUUGAUCCAUAAUAUUAUAAUACCAGAAGAUUUCAGCAUAGCAGAUAAAAUACAGCAAAUCCUAACCAGCACAGGUUUUAGUGACAAGCGGGCCCAUUCCAUGGACAUAGAUGACUUCAUCAGAUUGCUACAUGGAUUCAAUGCAGAAGGUAUACAUUUUUCUUAGGUAUCUGGAAAACAGAAUUUUCCAAACUCAAGAA